Elgaria multicarinata webbii is the source of this 3678-nucleotide messenger RNA. It is a transcript of the gene TMEM248, whose product is annotated as transmembrane protein 248. Lineage: Eukaryota; Metazoa; Chordata; Lepidosauria; Squamata; Anguidae. The record is from RefSeq and is a predicted model, not a curated record. Bases 182 to 1963 code for a protein of 593 amino acids. The transcript has 9 exons.
CCUCCCGCUCUUCUUCUUCCUGCUCCUGCCUGCCUGCCUGCCUGCCUGCGGGCGGCGCCGCCCAGUGAGGCCUCUCCGCGCUCGGCGGCGCCCCCAGGCCCGGCCGGGCGAAGGCAGCGCGCGGGAGGACGAUGCUGCAGCCCCGGCGCUGAGCCUGCCGCUGGUGGGCUGAACCAGGAGAAUGUUCGUCAUCAACCCUCUGGAGAACCUCAAGGUGUACAUCAGCAGCCGGCCCCCGCUGGUGGUGUUCAUGCUCAGCGUGAGCGCCAUGGCCAUCGCCUUCCUCACCCUGGGCUAUUUCUUCAAGAUCAAAGAGAUCAAGUCACCUGAAAUGACGGAGGACUGGAACACUUUCCUUCUGCGGUUUAACGACUUGGACUUCUGCAUUUCGGAGAAUGAAACCUUGAAGCACCUCAUGAAUGACACCACGACCCCAGAAAGUGCCAUGAGCAGCAGCAGCAGUGGCGGCAGCCACGCUCGGCCUUCCACGCCGUCGCCACAGACGCUGGAGGACUCCGGCCCCAUCAACACCUCGGUUGCCGUCACUCUGACGCUGGACCCUCUCAAGCCCUUUGGCGGCUUUUCUCGGAACGUCACGCACUUGUGUUCCACCAUUUUUGGACACCAAAUUGGACUCUCAGGCAGAGAAGCUCACGAGGAGAUCAACAUCACCUUCACCUUGCCUGCCGCCUGGAACUCGGACGACUGCCUGCUGCAUGGCCACUGCGACCAAGUUGUCUUCACCACCUGCCUGACUAUCACGGCCGCCUCCACCGUCUUUCCUGUCACUGUCCAGCCCCCGCACUGUGUUCCGGAGACCUACAUUAAUGCAACCUUCUGGUACAAGAUCUUCACCGCCGCAAGGGAUUCCAACACAAAAUACGCCCAAGACUACAACCCUUUCUGGUGUUACAAAGGAGCUGUUGGCAAAGUCUACCAUACGUUGAAUCCCAAACUGACGGUCAUUGUUCCAGACGAUGACCGCUCCCUCAUCAACCUGCAUUUAAUGCACACCAGUUACUUCCUCUUCGUGAUGGUCAUCACCAUGUUCUGCUAUGCAGUCAUCAAAGGGAGACCGAUUAAGCUGCGGCAAAACACCUCGGAGUUCUGCCCUGAAAAGGAUUUGGGCAUGGAGUCCACCUCCUUGGAUGAUGUGCUGUAUCGCUACGCCAGCUUCAGGAACCUCGUCGACCCCAUCACCCACGACCUGAUCAUCAGCCUGGCCAGGUACAUCCACUGCCCCAAAGCGGAGGGCGACUCGCUGGGGGCCAUGGAGAAGCUGUGCCGGCAGCUGACCUACCACCUGAGCCCCCACUCCCAGUGGCGACGGCAGGGCAUGGUGAAGAGGAAGCCGCAGGCCUGCUUGAAAGCCAUCCUGGUGGGGAAUCCUCAGGACAACACGGUGGACCUGUCUGGCAUCCCUCUGACCUUGAAGGAACUAGACCGGGUCAUCUCCUACCUCCGGCACAGCUCGGAGCACGUGGAGAACGUGGAGCUCUGCUUCACGGAGCUGACGGAUGAGUUGUUCCUGCAGCUGCUGCCUGUCCUCAGCGCCCUGCCUCGCCUCAGCACGCUCUCCCUCAAUGGCAACAGGCUCACGAAGGCCAUCCUGCGGGAGCUGACGGAAGCCCUGAAGGACUCCCGGAAUUUCCCCAGCAUGACCUGGAUCGACCUGGGCAACAACGUGGACAUCUUCUGCCUGCCGCAGCCCUUCCUGGUCAGCCUGAAGAAACGGUGCCCCACGCAGGGCAGCCUGCCGACCAUCCUGGAGUUUGGCGAGAGCCAGGUGAGCGACUUGGAGAGCCAAGAGGGGCUCCCCUCUGGGGACGAGGACAGGAGCGACAGCAGUGCGGGGGAUGCCGGGCCCGGGCAGGGGCAGGCAGGUGACGCGAUUGAGGUCCGGCUGCUGCCGAGUGAAUCUGCCGCGCGAGACGAGCUGGUGCCUGGUCUGCUUCAGACAUGAAGAGCGUCUGCCUCUCAUGGGCUCCGAAGGGACCCUCCCAACAGCAGCGACGAGUCUUGGCCAGGCUCAGCGGACGCCGACGAGUUGCUCUUGCGGUCAUGAAUGCCAGUCAGUUUUCAUUUCAUGGAGGACCAGGUGGUUGUCGGUGGGAAAGGGCGUUGAGCCUUUUAGCUCCCCAGCUCUUGUCACUAGGACGGAGGAGACCCGUGUGGCCUCUGCGGCGCUAGAAAGAGGAAAAGGCGUCAGGAUUUCCAUUUUGGCUAUAGCGCCCAUCCCCCAUCCUCAUUACAGACUGGCUACAGAUGUAAAACUAGCAAAACCUUGAACUUCCCAGAUAAAUAAUUGUUUUGAGUAGCAAUUUCAGGAAAGGAUUUCUACUUUUGGGUAAAAGAUGGAAGGGUUGCAGAGAGCUGGGCCUGUUCCACAGAACGGAGCGAAACACUUGUGGCUUUCAGGUGCAAUUGGGCAAAACCAGUGUGAUGGCAGCCACCGGAACGAAAUGCCGCAGAGGAACACUGCGUGUGAUGGCAUGGGAGGCUGCAACCUUGAUGAAGCUAAGCGGGGCUAGGCCUGGUCAGUUUCUGGAAGGGUGACUACCUGGGAACCCCAUGUACAUGGAUCCCUGCCUUGAGCAGGGGGUUGGACUCCGUGGCCUUGCAGGCCCCUUCCAGCUCUGCCAUUCUACGAUCUACACUGUGAUCUGGCCAACGAGCGAGUGGGGUUUCCGGCCCUCGGCCCCAUUCGCCUCCCAAGUUCCACAAUUUAACAUGCUGAACUCAUCACUACAACGCAGGAUGUGAAUCAGCAGAAGGGCCCACCUGUUGGAUCUUGCAGUUGUUUCCACUGCUUCUGGAUUGGUUUGCACAUCGAAGACGCCGGGGCAAAGGGAAAGCGCUCCGGACGCCCUUCGCUUUCAACCCAGGGGGCUUAAGCCCCGUGACCACUCUGUCUAAAGAGCAGAUGCUUGGUGGGGGUGGGGGGCUGUGGUAACGUAGCUGGUCGUGGCCGUUUCAUAUAUUCAUAUUGCAAUUAAUUGUGUGGAAUAGCUGUGCUUCCUCACAGGGGUUUCUGUGUGGCGACUGCGUAGCUCUGCCGUUCUCAGCUACUUUGAAUUUUCCAUCACUGUGACAAGGAGGGGAGCCUGGGGGGCAGUUCGGACGCAGAGCUCCGCUCUGGCCUCGAGUCUCCCUGACCUUCUAGGGUACUUUGCUUCCUGCAAAAGGAACGGAGCCACGGCCAACCGGGCCUUGCUGUGAUGUGGUCCUCAUGGCGCCUGCUUCCUUGCUGGACUGGCCACCCCCACCCCCUGCCAGGAUUGAGUCAGUGGCCUCUGUCGGGUCUUCGUUUUGGCUACUGAGAGUGCUUUCCCUCCCCCAGCCGAAGGAAGUGACCCCCCAGUGCCAGGCAUGAGUCUGCUGCAAGGAGGUCAGUCUCUUCAUCCAAGGAAGGACCAAACCUGCUUCCAGGCUCCUUCGCCUUCCCACACCAGCGCCCUCCACCCCUUCAGCUGCAGCCACGGAUGAGCUUCCCCCGUGGCACCCACGCAAGCCACGUUCCCCAUCUGCUGCCGUCUCCGGGACCUGUGCACCCUUUCUGGAGGGGCCAACCUGCUCUUCCUAGGAGUCAAAGUUUUGUCCUAAUUUGCAUGUAGCUGGAUUUUUUUUUAAUAUGCUUUGUAAAGCAAGCGUGACAAUAAAAUCUCUCAUUUGAAAUAG